GGGCUCACUGUUCAGGCAGGGAGCUGCCUUUCCUUUUCUCCCCUCAGCCCGCCAAGAGUCACGCCUUUUCCUUUCCUUUCUUUUUUGGCGAGCGCCUCCUCGCUCUGGGGAGGGUCUCCUCCCCACCGGGCGGCGCUUCCCUUCCCUUUCCCCGAAUCACCGCAUAUGGAGGGCGUUAUAAAUGCUGCACAGGUCCCGAAAGAGAGAAGCUAGUCGGGCGGCAGCAGCAGCACCCGCGUUCUUCCGCUCGGAUCCGUCCGUUUCCUUCCAGUUGCCUGCGAAAAUGCGGCCCCUGAGGCUGCUCUUGGUGGCGCUGGCGCUGGCCGGCCGAAGGGUGGCUCUAGCGGCACUAUCGCCACCCGCGACCCCUUUAGGCGCGCAGUGCGUGGGCUCCUCCUGCUUCAGUUUGUUCUGGGCGGCGCGGAGCUUCUCCGAGGCCGGGGACGUGUGCGCGGGAGGUGGAGGACACCUCAUGUCGGUGCGCUCGACGGUAGAGGCCGAGGCGAUUGCGCUGCUGCUGCGCGGCCAGUCGGGCAGCGCCUGGCUGGGCUUGCGCCUGCCCGCAAAUGUUUCCGCCGAGCCCGCUAAGCCGCUGCGCGGCUUUCACUGGGUGGCGGGCGACGAAGACACGGACUACAGCAACUGGACCGGCCACCACGCGGCGGCAGGCGUUCGCGGCCCCAGAUGCGUCGUGGUGACCCACCAGCUGAGCUGGGAAGAGCGCGCCUGCGACGCCUCUGCCGAAGGGCUGCUUUGCGAGUACAGUUAUCCGGGAGGCGCCUGCGCACCGCUCAGCCUGCCGCAAGGGGCGUCCGUCUCCUACCUCACCCCCUUCGGAGCGCGGGACGGAGACCUCGUGGCCUUGCCCCCGGGCACGACCGCCGAGGUGCUGAGUCUGGGUGCCAGCCUGGAGUGCAGAGCGCGCGGCCCCGAUGGCCUCUUGCGAUGGAGCUCUCCUCUGGCGGGCGCCUGGAACUGCGAGCUGCAAAACGGGGGCUGUGAGGAGCAGUGUGCUUGGGACGACCAGAAGAGACCUUUCUGCACCUGCUCGGAAGGCAAGACGUUGGCGGCGGAGGAUAAACGCACCUGCGUCUCUCCGUGUGACGUUGUGCAAUGCCAGCAAUUUUGCAUAGGCCUAGGCGUCUGCAUGUGCGAGGCGGGGUAUGAGCUAGAUGUGGAUGGCAAGAGCUGUAAGGACAUUGAUGACUGUAAAGUAAAUACUGGUCUCUGUCCACAGCUGUGUGUCAACACCAUGGGGGGCUUCGAGUGCAAAUGCUCACCAGAAUAUGAAUUAGUGAUGGACAAAUGCAUCGAACGGGAAAUGAACCAGAAUUGCUUUGACAGUCAAUGUGAACAUGAUUGUGUUCCUCUAAAAGAAGGCUAUACUUGCAGCUGCCGAGAUGGAUUUAUUCCAGAUCCCAAAUCUCCUCAUAAGUGUCUUAUGUUUUGUAACAAGUCUCAGUGCCCAGCAAAAUGUGAUCCACACUCAGGGACUGACUGUGAUUGUCCAGAUGGAUUCAUCUUGGAGGAGAAAGAUGAGGCAAAUGUUUGCUCAGACAUAAAUGAGUGUGACUCUGGUGAAUGUGGUAAACUGGAAUGCAUAAACACACCAGGCAGCUAUAAAUGCAGAUGUUCCAAUGGGUCCAUUGUUGAAGACCUGGAAUCUUGUAAAGGACCUGGAACUGAAUCUUACCCCAAAACAUCCGUUUCCACUUCUGUCCCUCCAAAGCAUGGCAGCAGCUCAGAGAUGUUGGUUGCAAUCAGAAUUAGUACCAUGUCUGUGCUAGUGGUCUUAGGAGCCAUUCUAUGGUAGUUGCUGAAGAAACCACAGUGCAGACAGACUACAAUGGAUUACAAAUGUCAACAAACUGAGACUGGUGUGGUGCUGCAGCCUGUUAGCCCAAGUAGUGCCUCUUUCAAACAGAACAUGUAGGAGAUGUUCUCCUUGGAGAGAAAGAAGUGUGUGUGUGUAACUUAUUUUUUUAAAGCUAGAUAGACAAGCUUAGAAAUUUUAGAAAUGUCUGUAUGCAGACAUGAUCAUGCACAAACUAUUUUAUUUAUGGUUGCCUGCAAGAACGCUGGAGUGGAGACAUUUUAGAAAACUUUCUCGACUGCCUGAGCAUUGCUAAUUCUCAUACACUGAGAACAGAGUGUUCAGCUCUGAACGUUUUGUGGCUCACAAACCAAGAAAAAAAUCUGCAAUGGAAUAGAGCUUGGAUAUUUUCUAGGACUUCAGCUCUAGCACCUUUUUCUUCAGAUGCAGUAUUAGUGAUUUAUUCUUUUUACUGACCAUGAUACUGUCAGUGUUCUUAAAACUAAAGAUGAACUUGAAAAGCUGGUUCUAAACAUGACUCGGAAACUUGUCAUGAGCAAAAUGUUUUGCAUUAUCUUCUAUAGUUCUCUUCUUGCUAACCUUGUCUGUUCUCAAUUUCAUGUACCUGCCCUAUUUUCUUUCUGCUUCAUGUAUCUGAUGAAGAAAGCAGUUGUCUGCAAAAGCUCAUGUUAAGUCAACCACUAAGAUACACACCACCCACUGGGAAGUUCCCCUGUGCCAAUACCACUGAAGAUGGAAACUCUGCAAGAGCAUUGCUAUUUGCUAUGUUCUUUGUGCACAUUCCACUUUCUAAAAAGAUGAUGAUGUGCAAGAGAUCUUCCUGAUGGGUUAUACAACAUGUCUGUAUGGUGCCAGUGCAGUUUGGUAUUCUUUUUGCUCCAGACUACACAAUUGUUUUACAACAGGGGUUGUGCUUCUUCCUUUGUCAUUCCUAUGAAAACUGUACUUUUCCUUCUCUCUUUCUACUGUGGAGUUCUUGAAUAUUCUCACAACAGUUGUGCUGGAUCUCUGUUUCUAGACACACUUCAGAGUGUUGGGUUAAUAAAUACCUUUUAAAGCUCAAAUUGCUUGGAACCCAGGUACCUUGAGGGCCACCUCCCCCGGCACACCGAGCUACUUUCUGCUUAGUUCUUUUCCAUGUCUUUGGGAUUGAGGCACGUCGUCACUGGGGACAGGGCCUUUUCAGUUGUGGUGCCCUCAUUUUGGAAUGCUUGCCUGACAAUUUGAUGUAUUUUUACCACCUUGUAAGGAACUUCUUAUAUGUUAUCUUUCGACCUAUAGAGAAUAUAGUUUUAUAUUAAUGUUCUGUUGCUUGUUGGGUAUCUUAGUGAUUUUAACAAGUUUGUAAUGCAGUUUUAUAGUUUUUAAUUGUGAAUGCCACUAUAGGGAGUAUCUUAUUAAAUUCUCCAUAAUACAUAAACAAAAUGCAUUCUGUUAGAUUUUAAAAAAAGAAAAGGUUGGCUCCUAAAUCAUGAGGUCUGUACCUGUUGGCAUCUAGACAUUUUUGUUUAGCUAAAUUAGAUUCUUUAGGCCUGAUUUGCUGUCUUCUGUAGGUGUAAUCCUACUCUUUACUCUCCUUUUGAAAAAUGUGUGAUGAUUUCUGUAGAAGCAGGAUCAUUAUCUGUUUUUCAGUAUUGUGUUUUGGAAAUCUGGAAAACAAUGUUUUCUUGUCCUCAUCUGAGAAGUUUUUAAAAAGAUGUUUAUUGUAAAACACAUUUUACAACCUGUUGAAGUCAACAGUAUAAAAUAACUUGGAUCUCAAACUACAGUGUAGCCAAAGUUAAACAUACUAUACUUAAGUUACACUAGUUUGAAUGGGAGAGUUAAAAGGACACUGCAUAGCAGCAUCUGUGGAGUAAGCUGCAGUUGUAGUUUCUUUCCUGUGUGCUUCUUGUGAUCCCAGUGCAGCAGUCCCUUUUAGGAAAUGAGCAAGUGGGUGUUGCCAAAGUUUUGUUGAACACAAUAAAGCUGUUGAUUUUGUUAAAACAGCCCUGACUGAACACCCCCUGUAUUUUUUAUAGGACUGAUAACUUUCAUCAGCUAUCUUGUAAACACUGAAUACUUCUAAGUAUCUAUGAGAAAUGUUACCCAGAAAGUUACUGUGUCAUCGUGUGUAUAGAUAAUAAAAUCAACUUGUUGAUUAUGAAGUUUGAAA
Molecule: messenger RNA, 3989 nt
Organism: Hemicordylus capensis (graceful crag lizard)
Lineage: Eukaryota; Metazoa; Chordata; Lepidosauria; Squamata; Cordylidae
Gene: THBD
Product: thrombomodulin
Exons: 1
Coding region: 182-1813 (543 amino acids)
Cellular component (GO): membrane
Molecular function (GO): transmembrane signaling receptor activity; calcium ion binding
Source: RefSeq, a predicted model, not a curated record